Molecule: messenger RNA, 1719 nt
Organism: Cladophialophora immunda
Lineage: Eukaryota; Fungi; Ascomycota; Eurotiomycetes; Chaetothyriales; Herpotrichiellaceae
Exons: 1
Coding region: 410-1492 (360 amino acids)
Biological process (GO): coenzyme A biosynthetic process
Cellular component (GO): cytoplasm; nucleus
Molecular function (GO): phosphopantothenate--cysteine ligase activity
Source: RefSeq, a predicted model, not a curated record
CUCAGAUCUUGUAGGAGUCUUUACAUCUUGCGGCAUGUAGAAGCCUGUACUCCAUACGGUGUGGCAACAAUCAAUGCCACCUGUUUCGAGUGACAUUGAUGUGAAAAUGUCUAUUCUCCCGUAUAAACGACACUGAGGAUGGAGUUUGCGCUGCACUUCUCAUACUCAAAGUCACCGACAAUCUUCGGGCCACAUGAAAGAUAAACUAUCUCGCCAAAAUUAAUCAUUCAUCUUUUUCACAGCCCUUGACACAUUCGGCAUACAGAGCAGGUAUAACCCCUAGACGCGAGUUGUUUCAACUCAGCUUGAAAACCGACCCUCUCUGCCUGCGGCCGGUUUGCUUUGAUCGGCCAAGCUCUACCAAAUUACCGCAUCACGCCAGCUGUGACAAGAUCACCAAACCGCCACCAUGCCUCCAGACAACCCCAAUGGAACUACAGCUCAUGAAGAAGCUGAAAUCGCCUAUUUCCAGAACAAUCCAGCUCCCAAGUCUCUGGCCAACCACGAGACGCUGGCCCGGGAGUUCAUUCAGUAUCAUUUGGAAAAUGCGCCGAACCGCCGGAUCGCCCUAGUCACUUCUGGAGGGACAACUGUUCCGCUCGAGAAUCAAACAGUGCGCUUCAUCGACAAUUUCUCCGCCGGUACUCGAGGAGCCACGUCCGCCGAAUACUUCUUGCAGGAAGGCUAUGCCGUCAUCUUCUUACAUCGGCAAUUCAGUCUCCUGCCUUAUUCGAGGCACUACAGUCACAGCACCAACUGUUUCCUCGAUUUCAUGGAGGAAUCCGAAGAUGGGGAACGAGUUGUGGUCCGAAAAGAAUAUCAAGAGAAGAUGCGCCGAGUUCUAAAGCAAUAUCAGCUGGCCAAGCAUAAUCGGUUGCUGUUGCUUCUGCCUUUUACUACAGUCACCGAAUACAUGUUCGAACUUCGCAGCCUUGCCGUCAUUAUGCGUCCCCUCGGAAAUCGGGCGCUUUUCUACCUGGCUGCCGCCGUCUCUGACUUCUUCAUCCCGAGGGAUCGGAUGGAAGAGCAUAAGAUCCAGUCUCGUGAAGGGGGCGCCAGCCGCCAGUUGGUCAUCAAUUUGGAUCCGGUCCCGAAAUUCCUCAGUAAUUUGGUGCAUACCUGGGCUCCCAAAGGCAGCAUGAUUGUCAGCUUCAAGCUGGAAACCAACCCGGACCUUCUGGUGACCAAGGCCGAACAAGCUUUGGAGCGCUAUCAGCAUGACCUCGUGAUUGGCAAUCUGCUCACCACCCGCAAGUGGGAGGUCGUCUUCAUUACACGCGAUGGAGGAGAGAGAUGGAUCCGGGUCCCAAAGACGAGGCGAUCCAAAAGCUUUUCUGGAGUGGAGGCACUGGUGGGCAAGGCAGAGCGAAAGCACGGGCCGGAACCUCACGAUUUGGAGGGAGGUACCGUGACGGAAGGCAUGGAAAUUGAGAGCUUGAUUAUUCCCGAAUUGGCCCUGAUGCAUUCAGACAUGAUAGAGCAGACGUCCUAAAGCCCAAGGGAGAGGCCAUAAGGCCAUGAUGAGCUCGAUGCGGUCAUCCCUAUUUGGAAAGGGUGAAUUCAAGCGAGGGAGACUGGGUUGAUCCCGGACACAGCGGAUACACUGGCAACCUUUUAGCAACUGUUAUGCAGCAACCAGUCAAUCAUGUGCAUUCAAACUUCUCUUCGGGUCACGGAGAAUAUAGGACCAAUGAUUGCUUAGCUUAAAUGCCACCAACC